AUGGUGGUUGCCUCUAUCGCUCGCUUGUUAUUGAGGGUAUUGAAGGUUGCAAUCAGGCUUCUGCUUUUGCCGCUGACAUUAGCGCUUUUACUCCUCUCCCCUUUUAUAAACGGAUUCAUCGACAAACUAGAUAAAAGGUACAGGGUAAAGGAUGACUGGUAUAUCGCAAGCUACUUUUUAGUGGCAGUUCCUAAAUACAUAUGGAGCGUGUAUCAAAGCAGGUUUCAGUUUUGGUACCUCUUUGAAAAGCAGGUUGCUAAGAAUGGGGACCAUCUUGCGUUGUCGUACCCACGUCCUCUUCUUGAAAAGGGAGAAUACGAAGUUGAAAAUUAUACCUACCAAGAGCUUUACGAUAUUGUGUUAAGGUUAUCUUAUGUUCUGUAUUAUGAUUAUGGCGUGAAAGAAGGCGAAUGCGUCGCAAUGGAUUAUACGAAUAAGCCCUUGUUCAUCUUCCUAUGGUUUGCGUUGUGGAAUAUCGGCGCAGUGCCUUCGUUCCUAAACUAUAAUACAAUCGGAGCACCAUUAGUCCAUUCUAUUAAGAUUGCGAAUGUCAAGAGCGUUUUCAUUGACCCUUUGGCAGCAGGGCCAAUAAGACAUACUGAGCCUGAAAUUUUGAAAGAGCUGCCAGACGUCAAACUGAAUUACAUAAAGGAAGAAGACCUCAAUGAGAUCAUCAUGAACCCUGCAUCCCCGCAAUUUCUUCAAGAAACAAGCAAAAGGUCUCCUGAGACCCUGACUGACUUCACUCCGGCUUGUUUAAUCUAUACUUCGGGCACAACUGGUCUACCAAAGUCUGCUAUUAUGUCAUGGAGAAAAGCUGUAAUUGGCUGCUCCCUAUUUGGAUACAUCUUAAGAAUUACAAAUAGAUCCGUUGUAUUCACUGCUAUGCCUUUAUAUCACUCAACCGCAGCACUAUUAGGUGUUUGUGCCGUUUUCUCGCAAGGUGGAUGUGUUGCCAUGUCAAACAGAUUUUCUGCCAGUGCCUUUUGGAAGCAGGUAUACCUAACAAAAUCCACACAUAUUCAAUAUGUUGGUGAAAUUUGUCGCUAUCUGCUUCAUUCUAAAGAAUCGGAAUAUGAAAAGAAACAUAAUGUUCAAAUAGCAUACGGAAAUGGUCUUAGAGCCGACAUAUGGCAAGAGUUCAAACAGAGAUUUGGGAUCGACGUCAUUGGAGAGUUUUAUGCCUCCACCGAGGCUCCAUUUGCCACCACCACUUUCCAAAGAGGAAACUUCGGCAUAGGUGCAUGUAGAAGUUAUGGUACUGUCGUCAACUUUAUUCUUUCUUAUCAACAGACAAUAGUUAGAAUGGAUCCUGAUGAUGACAGCACAGUCUACAGAAAUGAAAAGGGAUUGUGUGAAGUGGCGCCUGUGGGCGAACCCGGUGAAAUGCUUAUGAGAAUAUUCAUGCCUCGUAAACCAGAGAGUAGUUUCCAAGGCUAUCUGGGUAACAAGAAGGCAACAGAAUCAAAAGUUUUAAGAGAUGUUUUCAGAAAAGGUGACGCUUGGUACAGAUCGGGAGACUUGAUAAAAUCAGAUAAAUAUGGUUUAUGGUACUUCGUUGACAGGAUGGGCGAUACUUUUAGAUGGAAAUCUGAAAAUGUGUCUGCUACCGAAGUUGAAGACCAAAUUAUGUCUUUUGCAAAUUACAUUCUCAGUGCAGUGGUCGUAGUUGGUCUCAAAGUGCCUAAUCAUGAGGGAAGAGCAGGUUUUGCAGUAUUGCAAUUGUCACCUGAGUACCUGGAUCUCAAAGAGGACGUCAAGUUUCUCAACGAAAUGCUGAACUACUUGAAAAACAGUCUACCAAAAUAUGCUAUUCCUAUUUUUGUUGGUUUUGUCGACGAAAUUGAACACACGGACAACCAUAAAAUUAGGAAGAAGAGCUACAGAAACCAGGUUUUGCCCCGUGGAGAAAAUGGCGAUCAGAGGUUCUUCUGGUUGAAAGAUAAUAAGGAGUACACACUCUUGACCGAUAGUGACUGGGACGCAAUUAUUUCUGGUAAAGCGAAAUUGUAA
Messenger RNA from Lachancea fermentati, 2013 nucleotides. The record is from the annotation of a GenBank genome assembly. NCBI's taxonomy places the organism in Eukaryota, Fungi, Ascomycota, Saccharomycetes, Saccharomycetales, Saccharomycetaceae.